CGAUUGUACUGCCGAUGAUUUUCAAGAGGAAUGCCUACGACAGCAUAACUACUAUCGAUUGUUACAUCAAAACACACCGACACUUAAAUUAGAUACCGAUACAAUAAACUAUGCGAAAAGUCGGUGUCAAAAGGUAUCGAAAAAAUGCCGGGACUGAGUGGCGGCCACUCSGGUAUCGAUAGCCGACACGGAGAGAACCUGUAUUGGGUGGGAAGUUCCAUACUAUUGAAACCUAACUGUUCCCAUGCAGUUASCUCAUGGUACAAUGAAAUUGCAAACUAUAAUUUCAAUGAUCACGGCUACAGUUCAAAGACAGGCCAUUUUACUCAAUUGGUUUGGUCAUCGACUACAAGUGUCGGAUGCGCCUCCUGUGCCGGUAAAUCGGAUCAGGGCUACUAUGAACUGUAUAUUGUAUGCAAUUACCUGUCGAUGGGCAACAUUAUCGGUACAUUUGACGAUAAUAUUCAUCCGAUUAUUGGCGGCAGCGAUAGUCAACCGAUGAUGACUACUACYACMACAACAACAACACCUAAAUAUAGCAAUGARUGGUUUGAUUAG
Oppia nitens is the source of this 558-nucleotide messenger RNA. RefSeq lists its product as uncharacterized. NCBI's taxonomy places the organism in Eukaryota, Metazoa, Arthropoda, Arachnida, Sarcoptiformes, Oppiidae. Gene Ontology annotation, cellular component: extracellular region. The transcript has 3 exons. The record is from RefSeq and is a predicted model, not a curated record. Bases 145 to 558 code for a protein of 137 amino acids.